UUCACUGACUUCUUCCACACAGCUGCCCAGAAGCUUUGCCACCUCCUUGGACUGAACGUCACUGAGUUCACACGAGCCAUCCUCUCACCUCGCAUCAAAGUGGGACGAGACCACGUGCAGAAAGCACAGACCAAGGAGCAGGCUGACUUUGCGGUCGAAGCUCUAGCUAAGGCCUCCUAUGAGCGUCUGUUCCGGUGGCUGGUGCACCGGAUCAACAGGGCCCUAGACAGAACCAAGAGACAGGGGGCCUCGUUCAUCGGCAUCUUGGACAUCGCAGGCUUUGAGAUCUUCCAGCUGAACUCAUUCGAACAACUCUGCAUUAACUAUACCAACGAGAAGCUGCAGCAACUCUUCAACCACACCAUGUUUGUGCUCGAGCAGGAGGAGUACCAGCGGGAAGGCAUCGACUGGGCCUUCGUCGACUUCGGCCUUGACCUGCAGCCCUGCAUUGACCUCAUCGAGAGGCCG
Hypanus sabinus (Atlantic stingray) is the source of this 468-nucleotide messenger RNA. Its product is annotated as myosin-11-like. The transcript has 3 exons. Gene Ontology annotation, biological process: actin filament organization; vesicle transport along actin filament. The annotation marks the transcript as partial. The record is from RefSeq and is a predicted model, not a curated record. Gene Ontology annotation, cellular component: myosin complex; actin cytoskeleton; vesicle. Lineage: Eukaryota; Metazoa; Chordata; Chondrichthyes; Myliobatiformes; Dasyatidae. Gene Ontology annotation, molecular function: actin filament binding; microfilament motor activity; ATP binding.